GGGUGUUUGUUUUUUCGGUUUAUUCGGUUUUACUAUUACGCGGACGUAUAUGUGAGAGCGAGAAGGGAAAUGGUGUCGGACCAAGAAAUAGCCCAAGGCGUGGAGACUGUACUCCGUCAACAAGGCCCUAACGACGUCACCUCCUUAAACGGCGUCGUUCAGCAGCUCGAGGCCAAGCUAGGGCUGGACCUCUCCCACAAGGCUGCCUUCAUUCGCGACCAGAUCAACUUCCUCCUCCGCCCCUAUCAGCAACCACCACCACAAUUACAACCGCCAAAAGACCAUUUUGCCCUCCACCCCAGCCACAACAACCCCUACCUCCACCACCCCCACCCCCAAUUCGCUCCCUCACCUUUCCUCACCCAACAAUUUCCUUCCCAUUUUGCCCUCCACCCCCACUCCCGGCCUCCUCCGCCGGAGGCCUACACCUUCCAGGCGCAGCCGCCGCCUCAGCAACUCCGGCAUACGGUGGUCCAUCCACCGCCGCAGCAGCAGCCGCCUCCUCCCAAGUUUGAAGUCUUCGCCGCCCAGAAUGCCACCCCUGCGGCCACGGAAACUCCCAAGGACAGUGGUCCGACUACUGGAACUAAAAGAAGAGGUGGGGCUGGCGGUUUAAAUAAAGUCUGUGGUGUCUCACCUGAGCUUCAGGUUGUUGUUGGUGAACCGGCCUUGCCAAGGACUGAGAUUGUGAAGCAGCUCUGGGCAUACAUAAGGAAACACAACCUCCAAGAUCCAAGUAAUAAGAGAAAGAUUAUUUGUGAUGACGCCUUGCGUGUGGUAUUCGAGACUGAUUGUACUGACAUGUUCAAGAUGAAUAAGCUGCUGUCCAAGCAUAUUAUAACUCUUGGACCUAAAAAGGAGCCGCCUCAAGCUAAGCGAGUGAAGUUAGAUGUUGAAUCUGCAACUGACACUACUGAUAGUACUCAAUCUGAUUCCUCAACUGUUACAAUAUCUGAAGCACUAGCUAAAUUUCUGGGUUUGGAAGGGAGGGAGAUGCUCAAAUCUGAGGCAAUUAGACUUGUUUGGGAAUAUGUAAAGGCUAACAAUUUGGAGGAUCCUGUAAAUACUAUGGUGAUAGUAUGUGAUCCAAAGCUCCAUGAGCUUCUUGGAUGUGAUAGCAUAUCUGCUCUGGGGGUUCAAGAGAUGUUAGACCGCUAUCAUUUCAUCAGACAGUCAUGAUCUAUGGUAGUCUUGACCGGCGAUGGGACAUAUGCCAUCUGGUCUCUUCUGAUGGUAGAGAAGAUAGGGCAGAACCUUUUUUUUUUUGGUGCACUGACGUGGCUAGGAGCCUAGGUGAUAUGCUAUUUUACAUGUAUUGGUUGAUUAUAUUUUAGAAACUUAUGUGCUUCGGUCAUUUGCAAGGAAUUUCUUGGUAUGCGGCCAUUGCCCUGUGUUUAGUUCUUAGUUGUGGUCUUCUCCUAACCUUUAAAACUGUCGCAGAAUGAUAAAUGCUCUGUACAGCCUGGAAGGACCUUUGUUUGUAAUAUGUUGGAUAGCAAAAAGUGUUAGUUUUAAGUUUUUAAUUGCAACUGGUGUUCCUUGACAGAAAAUACAGGUUUUAACUGCUAUUUGUUUCAUUUUCUCUAUCGAAUAGUUAAGUAUUCUUGCCUACAGUUCAAAGUAUGGAAGUUAUUUUUCUUGGAAGGUAAUUAUUCU
Argentina anserina (silverweed cinquefoil) is the source of this 1656-nucleotide messenger RNA. RefSeq lists its product as uncharacterized. NCBI's taxonomy places the organism in Eukaryota, Viridiplantae, Streptophyta, Magnoliopsida, Rosales, Rosaceae. Gene Ontology annotation, cellular component: nucleus. The coding region runs from base 70 to 1179 and encodes 369 amino acids. The transcript has 7 exons. The record is from RefSeq and is a predicted model, not a curated record.